AAAAUUACAAUCGUGUAGAUACCUUCCCUCCAGAUGUGCGAAGACACCUGCUCCAUUUCAAUAAUGCGCCUCACGAGUUAUACGACCACAACCAUCAGUUCCAUCCGUCGCAACGCAUCUAUCGCUUCUGUAUACGUCUAGGUAUUCGAUAGAAUCAUCCAAGCCUGCUCACCAGCGGU
Bipolaris maydis ATCC 48331 is the source of this 179-nucleotide messenger RNA. Lineage: Eukaryota; Fungi; Ascomycota; Dothideomycetes; Pleosporales; Pleosporaceae. The record is from RefSeq and is a predicted model, not a curated record.